AAGCUCGUAACAGCUGAGAGAGUGACUUUGAAGUGGGGCAAGAUGGCUGCGGCCGGGCUGAGGGCGAUGGUGGGAGUGAAGCGAGUCAUUGAUUACGCCGUGAAGGUGCGGGUGAAACCAGACAAGUCAGGCGUGGUGACCGAUGGAGUCAAGCACUCCAUGAACCCCUUCUGCGAGAUUGCCGUGGAGGAGGCCGUGCGCCUCAAGGAAAAGAAGCUUAUCUCAGAGGUGGUUGUUGUAAGCUGUGGUCCUCAGCAGUGCCAGGAGACGAUCCGCACGGCCCUCGCAAUGGGGGCUGACCGGGGCCUGCAUGUGGAGAUCCCUGCAAAGGACUAUGAAAAUCUUGGGCCCUUUCAGGUUUCAAAGAUCCUAGCUGCACUGGCCAAGAAAGAGGGCAUAAACCUUCUGCUGCUGGGCAAGCAGGCCAUCGACGACGACUGUAACCAGACAGGGCAGAUGACUGCAGCGUUUCUUGACUGGCCUCAGGGGACGUUUGCUUCAGAAGUGACGGUGGAUGGGGACUGGCUGAAGGUUGAGCGUGAAAUCGAUGGGGGUCUAGAGACAGUGCGUCUGAAGCUACCAGCUGUGGUAACCACUGACCUACGACUGAAUGAACCCCGCUAUGCCACCCUGCCAAACAUCAUGAAAGCUAAAAAGAAGAAGAUUGAAGUGGUGAAGCCAUCUGAUCUCGGUGUCGACCUUACCCCGCGGGUGAAGACGGUGAGCGUGGAGGACCCUCCUCAGCGUAAGGCUGGACUCAAAGUAGAGACAGUAGAAGAUCUGGUUGCUAAGCUCAAAGAGAGUGGGCGGAUCUGAAUCCUGAAAUGGUUCCGCUGCCUGGAGCUGCAACUGUCAAGGUGAGUGAGGUCCUCAGGGAAGAGUGUAUCUGUCUUCCACCUCACUGGGAUCCGGUCCCUCGGAGAUCGUAACCAUGCUGCCUUCCAGCCCAGCUGGCCGCCGAAGAAAGCUGAAUGAGAAUCUAAUUUUAUUUUCUGCAUUAAUGAUGGGUCAGUUUGCAAUAAAUGUCUUGUGGUUUUUUGGA
This is a messenger RNA of Rhineura floridana, 1042 nucleotides long. RefSeq names its product electron transfer flavoprotein subunit beta (gene ETFB). Bases 43 to 816 code for a protein of 257 amino acids. Lineage: Eukaryota; Metazoa; Chordata; Lepidosauria; Squamata; Rhineuridae. Gene Ontology annotation, molecular function: electron transfer activity. The record is from RefSeq and is a predicted model, not a curated record. The transcript is spliced from 7 exons. Gene Ontology annotation, cellular component: cytosol.